AUGUGUGCCCAUUCGCACACAUGCGGGUACACGGGCGCACUGAACCAGCUGCUCGCAGAACCGAGUCUGUCUCGCUCCACUGCUGCUGCUAAUGAUGAUGGUGAUGGUGUUGAUGAUGAAGCCAGAAACACUCUUCCUCUUUAUGCUGGCCUCAAGUUCUGUGCCAGCCGGAACACAGACCGAAUCCAUCUUUACACCAAGGACGAUGUGCCGCUGAACUGUAACUUUGUCCCCCUGGACAUCACGCUGGACAACUGGGACGACCUGCCCCAGGCCCUCAGCCAGCACCCGGAGAACAAAAUCCAGGUGCUGCGCUUCGUCCAGCAGUGGAGCGGCCUGGCGGCCAUGAAGCAGCGGCUGCUCCGCCGCAGCGGCCUCCUCUUCCACAGCCCCAGCCUGGGCCUGGAGCAGCUCAGCGCCUCUCAGCGCCCACACUCCAGCACCAACAGGUACCUCAGCAAAAAGGAGGUGGCCGAGGCGUCAAUCAGAAAGGCCCAGACGGACGGCGGCUCAGUUCGUUUGGUCACCAGAGAGAAUUUCUUCAACAAGAGGAGGUCUGCUCCCUCACUACCACCACCUGACCUGGAGAGGUAA
Molecule: messenger RNA, 594 nt
Organism: Lampris incognitus (smalleye Pacific opah)
Lineage: Eukaryota; Metazoa; Chordata; Actinopteri; Lampriformes; Lampridae
Product: DNA annealing helicase and endonuclease ZRANB3-like
Exons: 5
Coding region: 1-594 (197 amino acids)
Source: RefSeq, a predicted model, not a curated record